Lampris incognitus (smalleye Pacific opah) is the source of this 916-nucleotide messenger RNA. It is a transcript of the gene myoz3a, whose product is annotated as myozenin 3a. Bases 145 to 909 code for a protein of 254 amino acids. Gene Ontology annotation, molecular function: telethonin binding; actin binding; FATZ binding. Gene Ontology annotation, cellular component: Z disc; actin cytoskeleton. The transcript is spliced from 6 exons. The record is from RefSeq and is a predicted model, not a curated record. Lineage: Eukaryota; Metazoa; Chordata; Actinopteri; Lampriformes; Lampridae.
CCCCGCUCCAGUACAGCAUAAACCACACCAGUCUUUCAAAUAAGCUCCACCACCCAUCAUAUAGACAGCAAAGAGACACAGCUUGUUGACAAAUACUACAUUUGAACAUCCUGGUGCUACAUCUGUGUCCGUCAGAGGAAGAAGAUGAUGAUGCAUCCAGGACAUGAUGACCUUACCAAGCAGAGGAUGCUGCAAGCUAAGGCUCUGUGCAAGGAGGCCAGGGGAGACGGUCUGAACCUGGGAAAGAAGAUCAAUGUUCCUAAGGAUGUGAUGAUGGAGGAGCUCAACCUUCCCUCAAACCGAGGCUCCCGCAUGUUCCAGGAGAGACAGAAGAGGGUGGAGCGAUUCACCCUGGACAACACACCCAACAGUGCUUAUGAUAACAACAUAUUUCCAGAGGCUCCUUUCCCCACUCAGACCAUCGCAGAGCCACAGGGAGGAAAGGAGAACCAGGCUUUCGCUGUCCCUGGUAAGCAUAGCCUGAUCAUCAACCUACAGAAGACUGUAGCAAAGAAGGGCAGUCCUGACAUCCUUGCACCAGGGUAUUCUGGCCCACUGAAGGAGAUUCCUCAUGAGAAGUUCAACGUUACAGUUGUCCCAAAAUCCUACUAUUCCCCAUGGAGGCAAGCUCUGGGAGCCAACGAGUUCCUCAACUCCCUCAGUAGCCAGCUGCCUGAGACCCCACAAAGACUACAGCAUGCCAACUAUAGGUGCUUCAACAGGUCUGCCAUGCCAUUCGGGGGUUGUGUGGCCACCAGCAAGAGGGUGAUCCCAGUGAUUGACUUCGAAGCACUGGAAUCCCAGAACCUGCCAGGCAUCGCCCUAGAUCGCAUGUCUCGGCGGCCCAACUUCAACCGAGCACCCAGGGGAUGGGGCAUUAAUUACUGCCCUGAAUCUAAUGAACUGUGAGGAGGCC